Fusarium mangiferae is the source of this 990-nucleotide messenger RNA. RefSeq lists its product as uncharacterized. Gene Ontology annotation, biological process: regulation of DNA-templated transcription. The record is from RefSeq and is a predicted model, not a curated record. Bases 1 to 990 code for a protein of 329 amino acids. NCBI's taxonomy places the organism in Eukaryota, Fungi, Ascomycota, Sordariomycetes, Hypocreales, Nectriaceae. The transcript is spliced from 3 exons. Gene Ontology annotation, molecular function: DNA-binding transcription factor activity, RNA polymerase II-specific; zinc ion binding.
AUGGCUCGUUGUCGGCGGACUUCUUCCCGCGAAAGCUUAGAGGAAGACACUGCUUCUGCUGGCAGGUCAUUGACGCAGCCUUGCCACGCGUUUAAACGCAGAUCCGCCAGGACCGCGCCCAGAUAUGCCCAUGGCAGCAUGACAGAACCAAUGACGGACAAGGCUCAUCAAAAGGUCCGAAAGGCUUGUGUGAGAUGCAGAAUGAAGAAGACCAAGUGCGAUGGUAAGAUGCCUUGUAGAAGGUGUCAGGACGAUCAAAAAAUAUGUACAGCUAGUGCCAGGAGAACCAUUACCUUCAAGCAUGCUCCUAGAGGAUACGCCGAGGUCCUGGAGCAGUCCCAGUAUAUCCUGAUAGAGACUGUCUUCAAGCUAUAUGGCAUGGUCAGGAACUCACAGCCUUGGAAGCUGGCUGAGCCUCACCUGAAUAUGCACGGUCAACCCGUCGCCCAACACAUCGCGAAGCUUCUAGGCUGCGUACCGCCAAUCGCCGACAUCGACCUCCCAGUGCGAUCCAUCUUCCCCGAAGAUGUAGACAGCUUGGAGGAGCUGUAUCACGAGCUGGAAGAACAUGAGAGAUCUGAAGCUGCUACCAUACCCAGCCUUACCAGAGACAAGCAGUUGACUUGCGAUGAAAGUGCGAUAUCGGAACCGCAAGACUCGGAUAUGGAACCUCCGUAUUACUGGGCUGACCGUCAGAAACAGGGUACGGUAGAUCUACGACUCCAGGCUAGGAGUAAUGCCCUGGACUUUGAGGGCGCUAUAGCCGCUAACAUGCAUAGAAAUGCAUUGUUUCCUGACACUCCUCCCUCGUCUUUGACAUGGAAUAGCUACAUCGAUGGGCACACCGACUCAACAAUGUGUCUCCUACAACAGGUCGGCGUAAUGCAGGGUAAUGGAAUGAUCCAGCAGGGUCUGUUGAGACCCGUCUUUGAGGGCGUUGAGCCGUACGGUAUGUCUGUUGCUCUGGGGAUGAGACAUAGAGAGAGAUAA